Molecule: messenger RNA, 801 nt
Organism: Penicillium roqueforti
Lineage: Eukaryota; Fungi; Ascomycota; Eurotiomycetes; Eurotiales; Aspergillaceae
Exons: 2
Coding region: 1-801 (266 amino acids)
Cellular component (GO): outer membrane
Source: RefSeq, a predicted model, not a curated record
AUGGGAGAUCCAUACAAUACUUACAACUCACACUCAACGCCUACCCCGAGCGGGGUUGACUACUAUCGCCCAGAGGAUCAGCCUCAGUACCCGGUAUAUGGUCACCGGCAGCCUUACGGAAACCAAGGGCCAUACCAGAACCCCGGAUCAGAGCCUUACCAGCCCAGUCCAAACCCAAACCAAGCCUAUGCUCCACAGCAAAGUCCAUACCAACUUGCGCCAGAUCCAUAUGGAUCCUCCACCGAAAGAAGCUAUACGCCGACAGGGCAGCCAGACUACCUUGGGCCAGUGGUUCCGACAGGAUACCAACAUGCGCAAGACAGAAUCCCCGGGAACGCGGAAUACUACAAUAACCAUCCGGCCAGCCAACCACGGUACACACCCUCCGCAAGUCCCCACCCUCCCGCCGUCUAUGCAUCAGAGCCAGAGUAUUCACAGCGCAGUGGCGAACAGCGCUUCGAUACAGAUACCGACACUGACCGGGGUAUGGACCGUGGGCUCGGGGGCUCGAUCGCUGGCGGCGUGGCGGGCUAUUAUCUCGGCCAUAAGAAGGAACAUGGCUUGCUGGGUGCGAUUGGUGGUGCGCUACUCGGGAACUUCAUAGAGAACAAAGUGAAGGAUCACAAGAGGCGUGACAUUGAUAGUGAAUAUGAGCAUGGGCAUGAUCACGGUGAUCAUCGGAGCCGUCACCACCACCAUCAUGGCCAUCGGAGCCAUUCGAGGGAUAGUAGUCAUAGCGGCCAUAGCGGGCACUCUCAUCAUACCAGCCAUUCGAGACAUUACUACGAGGAUGAAUACUGA